UCUCUCGUCAAGUAGCUCCUCUGCGAGCUCCCCAUCGCCCUCUCUUCGCGACUCGGACGAUAUGCUGAAGAACGAGUUCGGCGAGAACUUGCGCUUUGAUGACCCAGAGGCCCUGGAGCUGCUGCUUCAAACCAUUACGCAGCACGGUGACCCGUCAGUGGUCACCGACCCAGCGGAAGACUGGUCGAGAAUGUCUUCCUGGGUUGCCCAGGACGGAAAGCCUGCAGACUUUGGCAACGAAUUCAACUUCACUUUCCCCAUGGAUCUAGAUGUAGACCCGCUGAAUAUGGCGGUCGACCCCAGCUCUCUGCACUUCAACACGUCAAUAUUCAGCCAAGCGGCUCUCAGCGAGAACCCAUACUACUCCCUGCCACAGAACCCGGACGUCUCCUCGGCUUCCAUGUUUUCCUUCGACGCGUCUUCAUGGCCAACAGGUAGUCACAUGGAGCCUGGCACCGCCCGUCGGCUUAGCUUGACGUCGUCUUCAUCCUCCUCGGGCGCGUCCUUGUCGCCUAUGUUGGAAUCGCAGUCUUCUGCUGGCAGUCCUCCUUCUAGCGACUGCGGGACGUCGGACUCGGACCCCGCCUUCGAGCUCGCCCAGCGUGCACGUCAGGCUGCUGGGGUUACGCUCGCUGUUCCCGUGAGCCCGCAGGCCCAACAGCUUGCUGCUGCUAGCCAAGAGAAGCCUGUUAUGUCUCGCACUCCCCGCCAGCAGCCUUCGCCUGCUGCCGCUGCUGCGCCCGCUAAGACCCCCAAGGAGCUGUCGCCUAUCCUCGAAGUGAUCUCGCGUGCAUCACCGCCGGCCUCGACACCGUCCGAGUCGGGGAGCACUACUUCGGCGUCUUCGAGCGCGACACAGAGCCCAAACCUUGACGCACCUGCGCCCACACCUCGCCCCAAGACUAGCCACACCACCAUCGAGAGACGAUACCGGACAAAUCUCAAUGCUAGAAUCACCGGCUUGAGACAGUCGGUGCCUGCAUUGCGUGUGCUCGAGCUUAAGGACGGUAUACCAUCACCAUACGGUGAUAUCGUCGACUCUCGCGGUUUUGUAGACGGUGUCAAGGUUGCCCGGAAGAUGAGCAAGGCUAAUAUCCUCGGUAAAGCUACAGAGUAUAUUCGCGUCUUGAAGAAGCGAGAAGCUCGUCUGAAGCAAGAGCAGGACGGCCUUAAGUCUCUUGUCGGCGGGCUUGUAGGCGGUCCGGCGUUGCUGAAGGAAUGGGAGCGCGAAUGGCGAGAGCUAUUUGGCGGCGAAGAGAAAGAUGAGAUUGAGGGCAACGAUACUGCAGCUGGAAGCGACGACGAGGACGGUGAUUGCGAGGACAGCGAUGGUGAAGACGAGGAAGGACGUGCUCGCAAGAAAGCGAAGGUUGCCAAGCCUCCCAAGAAAGAGAGGCCUACCAAGCCCACUCCUCCGCCCGCUGUUCCUGCGGUGCCGGGCGCCGUCCCAGAGAAGAGGAAGCGUGGUCGUCCGCGCAAAGUCCCUUUGCCGCCGGCUGUUCCUGCCACGACCCUCACACCUAUGGAGGGAGUAACGGCUACCAUCAUUCCCCCGAUUGUCCCUGUGCAACAAGACAUAAUUUCUCCUGUCAGCCAGCCCACUCCACAAUAUCUCCUCGCCGUCUUCGCAUUCUUCUCUGUCUUGAACUCGCCACUCGCGUCAAGCUUCGGUCGCACGAACACGCAUGCCCACUCUGAGGCUCAUACCCAUCGCGGCACUGUCCUCAAUGCAUACCCUACUAUGAUACCCACUGCUUCUGCUCCGGUCGCUCGGCAGACCUACGGGCUUGGUGAGCUGGUUCAGGCAUUCCACCUCCUCGUCUCGACAAUGGUAUUCUUUUACAUCGUCUUCCCUUGGCUUUCUGGCGCUUUCCGACAUCACGCCGUCCUCUCUGCUGUCAUUCAGCGACUGCGCUCUUACGCGACUCGCGUUCAUAAGCCAUCGCCGGUAUCCAUGUCACCCGUGAACUCUCGGGGAUAUGUCCAGCGUAUUGCUCUUGUCGAUGCGCUGUCGCAAGCCGCUCGUGGCGCACCCGAUGAAGCUGCCCGUCUGAGGCAGGCGCUAGGUGUGACGACGGGUGUAUUUGGUCUCAUGCAAGGCGUCAUCAAGGCAGCCCGAAUCGAUCGCGGCCUCGAGAUGAAUCAGUUGGAGCAGCGUGCCUGGGUCCGACUGGGCGAGUUGGUUGCUUUCGAUGGUUCCAUGCCCAAGACUACCCGCCUUCAGACCUAUUGGUGCAUGUCCUGGCACGUCUCGACCUUCGCGACCUCGACUUCGGACUUGACUACCCUCGCUCUUAUGAUUCUUCCGGUUUCGUCAACCAAGGCGACAGAACUCUGGGACCGUGCCGCCGACCGCGAAGUGCUUCGCCCACACGAACGGAUCGUCUUGUCGAACAUGUCGGUCAAUGAUGCCGCGGAAUGGCUUGAGAAGUGGCGACGCUGGCACGAUACUGAGCGCAAGGGUGGCCGCUGUGCUGCAUGCGAGAAACGCACACCCCUUGGUGUGCUCGCUGCCAUCCUCAUUCGUGAACGACUACGCAAGCACGCUGCUGCGAUGUUCGUCCGCUCUGUCGUCCCGAACGAGAUUCGCGAAAUAUCAGAGACCUGCGACUCAGAUAACCUCGUCGCCGCCUACGACUCGGAGAAGGACUAUCAGGAUGGCGAGCAGCUCCGCGAGACGAUUGAGGCGGGCAAGUCCAUCGGCGGCCGUACCGCCGAGCUUGCGACAUUCCUUGAGCGCAUCUGGGACACCGGUUUCUGCUCGCACGAGGAUGUGCUCCCGAGGUCAUAUGCGGAGCGUAAUGAAGGCCAAGGGUGGGAGGAUGAACACGACCUCGCGCGUAGCGACGAGGCCGAGAUCCGCGCGCUCCUCAGUGCGACACUCGUAUACCGUCGUAUCUUCCCCUCGUCGUUCCCCUCGUGCGCGACGGCCGUGUCCGUUAUCCUCUCGCCGCCACCAUCACCGUCACGCAAGAAUCUGGCGCUGCAUGUCUCGCUCCGUGCUGCGCUCGCGUCGUCAGCAUUCGACUUCGAGGGCAAGUCGCCCGAGGACCUGCGCCUCGCGGCCGCACUCGAGGACGCACGCGAUCGGGUCAACGACAUGCUGACCGCGCUUGAGCGUUCGCUGCGCCGGAACGUUAAGGCGCUAUAAUAUAUUCUGUUUUGCGAUUGCUGUGUUUUGAGCUUCUCUUUGACGACCUUGGUUACUAUCGUAUAUAUCUAUAAACUAUCUUACGACUUGCUUUGUGUGUAGUUUUACUGUCCUAGUGCCGGAACGAUCCUACUUCUUUUAAGUCCAAACGAAAAUUAUGAACAUAAAA
Messenger RNA from Phanerochaete carnosa HHB-10118-sp, 3320 nucleotides. RefSeq lists its product as uncharacterized. Bases 62 to 3151 code for a protein of 1029 amino acids. The record is from RefSeq and is a predicted model, not a curated record. NCBI's taxonomy places the organism in Eukaryota, Fungi, Basidiomycota, Agaricomycetes, Polyporales, Phanerochaetaceae. Gene Ontology annotation, molecular function: protein dimerization activity. The transcript is spliced from 3 exons.